AUGCAUGGAGCCGGCACAGCGGACAUGGAAUCUCAGCUCGGUCAGGUGAAUGUUGACAGCCAAGCCAGCCCGGGGUCAAUCUUUGCUGCAUUGACGAAGUUUUCAGAAGCAGAGACGCUGCAGUCCAUGGACUCGGCCUCUCCCGGGUCGGACACCGAUCCAAAGGAGAUCAACAACGAUGAGUCCUGCCCCCUGGAGUUCAAGCACCAAGGCCCACGGCUCCUGGUUCCCCCUUGGCAAGCACACCAAGCGCAUUGGCAGCACUGGCAACUUCAGCAAUGGCUUUAUCGACAGAGGAUAGUGUAUCCUCCUCCACCCCUGCAUUUUCAGCCGCACCACGUCAGCUUGCAGCCUCCGUCCUCCAACGAGGCGCAAGAGCGAGAGGGCUUGGCUGGCUCGAAGUUUCGAAGCAUUCAGAAGUUGGAGAAUGCCAUGAAGCAUCGCAGUCGUUCCACUUCCAUGGAGAAGCAUCCUGUGCUUCCGCACAGCGGCCAUUCCCCGUCCCACUCACAUGGAUGGUCUGUGGCUGGCAACGGCGAUGUCGGCCACGUACCGCCAUCGCCGCCACCCUCGCAAGUGCAGGCAGCACCGGUGCUGUCCUCUCAAGCGCAGGCGCAGUCACAGUUUCAAGGCCGAACGACGAUUGAAACGGGCACAGUGAGGCGACUCUUUCCCGGAAGAGGCUUCGGUUUUAUUGCACGCGACGACGAGGACGGCAGGCCCGGACAAGGCGAGGUCUUCCUGCACUUCUCGGACCUCGAGCCUGGCAUCGGCUCUUCCAAGCUCGCUGUGGGCAUGCGGGUGAAGUUCUACUUGGAGGAGUCGGCUGACGCGCGUCACGUGCCUGGCGGCCGUGCGCGGCGUGUCUCCCUCACGGAGCUUUCGGAGCUCGCACCGGGCGUGUCGAUGUCUCUUCCCUAU
Molecule: messenger RNA, 921 nt
Organism: Symbiodinium sp. CCMP2592
Lineage: Eukaryota; Dinophyceae; Suessiales; Symbiodiniaceae
Source: the annotation of a GenBank genome assembly